Caenorhabditis briggsae is the source of this 1743-nucleotide messenger RNA. It is a transcript of the gene Cbr-csn-1, whose product is annotated as Protein CBR-CSN-1. The record is from RefSeq and is a predicted model, not a curated record. Gene Ontology annotation, cellular component: COP9 signalosome. The transcript has 6 exons. The coding region runs from base 1 to 1743 and encodes 580 amino acids. NCBI's taxonomy places the organism in Eukaryota, Metazoa, Nematoda, Chromadorea, Rhabditida, Rhabditidae.
AUGUCAAAUGAUAUUUUAGACGAUCCAAUGGACACAGGUGCUCCGUCAAGUGGCCCAAUUGUCGGCAGUGGUGAAUCGAGCAGUAGCAGCGGAACAGGCGGUGCAGAAGAGACAAUUCCAGCAGUAGUGAGAUUCUUGGAACAUCAUGUGGUGGAGAAAAUUCCAGCUCUUCUGACCCGUGCAGAGGAAAAACGAGAUAAGGAGAAUUUUGACGAAGUCUACGAUCUGAUCGUCACCGAGCCAGCCGUCGAUGUGGAAACCAUUGGAUGCAACUACGACGGAAAUUCCUUUUUCUUGCGUGCCAGAUUCAUUGCAAAGCAUUGCACAGCCUUAAAAGCCGAUGCAUACAUUGCACUGAUCAAUUAUCUAAAGGAGAACACAAAGGACACUACUCAUUAUAUCGCAUUUUUCAACGAGCUCGAGCAGGAAUUGGGAAGCAAAAAGGAGUAUAAAGUCAACUUUCAAAUUCCUGUGAAAGAUACAAAAUGGGUUGAUGAGACUAGUGGAAGCUGGCAAGUUGCACUGGAUCAUUUGCAAAUCGAGUAUAAGAGACACAAGGAUGAGGGUGUUAAGGAAUCUACUAGACGCGCUAUGGAGGACUUGUUCAGACACUUUUUAGUGGCUGGAAAGACGGAAGAGGCGAUUCGAUUGUAUUCCAGAGGAAUCAGAGACUAUUGCACACAGUUGAAGCAUUCCAUCAAUAUGUGGAUGAACUGGAUCGAAGUGUCAAUCUGCGGAAACGAUUGGGGCAAACUGGAGAGCAUUACUUCAACGGCGUUCCGCUCAUUGAAAGACGCCGAUGACGCGGAAAAGAACAAUCAACAACAACAACGCGGCGAAAACGCGACAUAUCUUGUCAAUCAAAGCGCACCAAUGACCUCUCCAUCCAAUCGUCAGCUCAUCGAGACAGCCUUGGCAAAGUGCCAAGCCGCUCAAGUGAUUCUGAAACUUCGAAACCAUAGAUAUUCGGACGUCCUCGAAACCGUGCUGGUGAUAAAAACCGAGUGCUUGGACUCCAAAUGGUACGUCACGUCUUCGGAUCUUGGCAUCUAUUCGGUGCUAUGUGCGAUGGCUACGUUGGGAAGAACCAAUUUGAAAAAGCUGGUCGGUGGAAGUGACGGAAAUGGAACUAUCCGAAAACUAUUGGAAUCUGAGCCACUGUUUUUCGAGAUGCUCACCUGCUACGUGGCAAGCCGCUUCGGGCGAUGCUUCGAGAUAAUGAAUUCAGUGAAGAAUCGUCUUCUUCUAGAUCCAUUCAUCUCUCGAAACGUCAACGAGCUGUUCUCGAAGAUUCGACAAAAGUGUGUGGUUCAGUACCUGCAACCGUACUCUACUAUCAAAAUGGAAACCAUGUGUCAAGCACUGGGAACAACUAUUAGUGAGCUACAAACUACAAUUGUCGAGCUCGCCGAGGAGAAGAAUGUGCAGCUGAGAAUCGACCAGAACGCGGGAAUCAUUCGAAUGAUGGACACCACUGAUGAGAAUGCCACUUUGAGAAAAGUCAACGACACUUGUGAUCGAGCCAUCAACCGUGCUCAGUCUCUCGUCUGGAAAGCCGCGUUGGCCAAUGGCAACAUUCACUCAAUCUCUGACAAAGAAUCACGUCAGAAGCGCAAAAAUCAAAAGGACCGUCCAGAACGCAGUGCUUUCGACGAAGACAUGGUUGGUGUCGACGAUUUCAAUGUGUUCGAGGCGCAGCAACAAGAGCAACAACGACUUUAUGAUGAGCUCGGGGAUAUGUGA